UUCCCGCUGAUCUGAGCGUCGAAGGCGACAUGACGGUUGGAGAUGAUGUCAUGAACUCAAAGAAGACAAAGAGUGCCAAACUCCAAUGGAAAUCGAUAUACGUAGAUAAAUGAAAGAGAGAGAUCCCUACACUACUUCCUGGCAUUGUUCCCAAUUUGUCCCCUCUUCCAUAGGAUGGCGUGCGCGCCAUCUCUUGCCCAUUACCGUAGUUAUCGGUGCACCGCUGUAGGCAACAAGAUUAGGAGAGGUAGGCAGGCGUCUUGCUCCAUUUAUUGUUCCGAUUGCUUCGGAACUCCUUCGCGGCCUCGCGAAAAUUUUGCAGGAUUAGGUAUUAUCAGCUAUGAUCUGAGUUUGGGAUACCAUACAAUCGGUACAAUGGAAGGAGGAACUACAACUCCAUACAACAUUUCUAAGGUCAAGCAUGGACCUGAUCAUCUCCUUGUCCUUGUGCAUGGCAUAUUUGCGAGUCCAAAAGACUGGACAUAUGCGGAGGCAGAGCUGAAAAGACAGCUGGGAAGCAAUUUUUUAAUCUAUGUUAGUUCUUCAAAUACCUAUAUUAAAACCUUUGCUGGAAUCGACGGAGCUGGAAGACGAUUGGCAGAUGAAGUUCUCAAUGUAGUGCAGAAAACAGAAAGUUUGAGAAAGAUCUCCUUUUUGGCCCACUCACUGGGCGGAUUGUUUACAAGAUAUGCAGUUUCAGUUCUAUAUUCCUCUGAUAAUCUGAAUAACAGUCAGCACAAUAAUAUUGUCGAGUCAAGUGAUGGAAAUCCAAAUAAAUUAGCUCGUAUCUCCAAGGCAGGUAAAAUUGCGGGACUGGAGCCGAUCAAUUUUAUUACUUUGGCAACUCCACAUCUUGGGGUUAGAGGGAGAAAACAGCUUCCGUUUCUCCUGGGAGUUCCAUUUUUGGAAAAAUUGGCCGCACCUUUAGCCCCCAUGUUUACUGGCCGUACCGGUAGCCAGCUGUUUCUUACUGAUGGCGAACCCAAAAACCCUCCUCUUCUUUUAAGAAUGACAACAGACAACAAAGAUCUUAAGUUUCUAUCCUCACUUGGGGCUUUCAAAAACCGAAUUCUCUAUGCCAAUGUUUCUUAUGACCACAUGGUGGGUUGGCGUACUUCUUCAAUACGGAGGGAGACUGAGCUUGUUAGGCCGCCAAGACAAUCAUUGGAUGGCUACAAACACAUCGUAAAUGUGAAGUAUUGCCCCCCAGUCUCAUCAGAUGGCCCACAUUUUCCUCCUGAAGCAGCUAAGGCUAAAGAGGCUGCCAAAAAUGUGCCAAACUCACAAAAUACAGCAGAAUAUCACGAUGUCAUGGAAGAGGAAAUGAUUAGUGGACUUCAAAGGAUAGGAUGGAUGAAAGUUGAUGUCAGUUUCCACUCUACGUGUUGGCCCUUCUUCGCUCAUAAUAACAUCCAUGUGAAGAGUGAAUGGCUUCACAAUGCUGGCACUGGUGUUAUUGCUCAUGUUGCUGACAGUUUAAAGCAG
This is a messenger RNA of Phalaenopsis equestris, 1485 nucleotides long. Its product is annotated as putative lipase YDR444W. NCBI's taxonomy places the organism in Eukaryota, Viridiplantae, Streptophyta, Magnoliopsida, Asparagales, Orchidaceae. The record is from RefSeq and is a predicted model, not a curated record. The annotation marks the transcript as partial. The transcript is spliced from 11 exons.